AUGCCACCAAAGCCAUCCGCCAAGGGAGCCAAGAAGGCCGCUAAGACCGUCACCAAGCCAAAGGAUGGAAAGAAGAGAAGAGCCCACCGCAAGGAAUCGUACUCUGUCUACAUCUACCGUGUCCUCAAGCAAGUUCACCCAGACACUGGAGUCUCCUCCAAAGCCAUGUCUAUCAUGAACUCGUUUGUCAAUGACGUCUUCGAGCGCAUCGCUGCUGAGGCCUCUCGUCUUGCGCACUACAACAAGCGUUCUACCAUCUCUUCUCGCGAAAUCCAGACAGCCGUCCGUCUGAUUCUUCCAGGAGAGCUUGCCAAACACGCCGUGUCUGAAGGAACCAAGGCCGUCACCAAGUACACUUCCAGCAAGUAA
Molecule: messenger RNA, 369 nt
Organism: Caenorhabditis briggsae
Lineage: Eukaryota; Metazoa; Nematoda; Chromadorea; Rhabditida; Rhabditidae
Exons: 1
Coding region: 1-369 (122 amino acids)
Biological process (GO): nucleosome assembly
Cellular component (GO): nucleosome
Molecular function (GO): DNA binding; protein heterodimerization activity; structural constituent of chromatin
Source: RefSeq, a predicted model, not a curated record